Molecule: messenger RNA, 1604 nt
Organism: Phoenix dactylifera (date palm)
Lineage: Eukaryota; Viridiplantae; Streptophyta; Magnoliopsida; Arecales; Arecaceae
Source: RefSeq, a predicted model, not a curated record
UUCCCCACGGGUGGAAAUCAGGGAGGAGCCGACUUCGUAGGCGGCCUUAUGUUGUGUCGGCUCGCCGCGCCGCGGCUUCUCUCCGCAAAACUCCACAUCCACCGUCGCCGUCCUCCCAUGAGCUCCCUCUCGGCGUCGCUCCUCGAGAGGGAGUGGAUGCUACCCUCCCCGGCCGCCCCAAUCCAGAAGAUAUCCCUCUCGAAGCCCCCUCAAUCCCAGCGGCCACAAGGAUUCACUCCAUCUCACUUCUCCUACUCGAACGAACCCCGUCCAGCUCUAGGCGCUGAAGCCAUUGGCGCGAGAGAACAAACCCCAUCCUUCUACGUGGUCCGCGACGACCUCUUGCAUCCAUUGGUGAAUGGCAACAAGGCCAGGAAGCUCGACGCCCUGCUCCCAAUUCUCCAACGGUACUCAGCCACCGACGUUGUCACAUGUGGAGGAUGCCAGAGUGCUCAUACAGCAGCUGUUGCUGUCUGCUGUGCGGAGAGGGGAAUAAGGUCCCACCUUCUCCUAAGGGGGGAACAACCGGAGGUACCAACUGGCUACAACCUGAUAUCUUUGAUGUAUGGUCGCACGACCUACAUAGCGCGGCCGGUCUAUGCGCAGAGGAAAGAGAUGCUUCUUCAGCAUGCCGGUCAAGUAGCAGGAAGCAGGGGUUCUGUUGUGUGGGUUGAUGAAAUUCUUGGAAAGGACUGUUAUAAUUCAAACCUGGAGGUCUUGAUCAGGCUGAGGGUUGAAGAGGGUUCGAGAAGAGUGGUGAUUGUCAAUGAAGGUGCAGGAAGUGUGGCAGCAUUAUUAGGUGUUAUCCGGCUUGUGAGAUACCUUUCUCAAACACAUUUAUUUGGAACAAAGCAGCAAAUUAGAAUUGUUGUAGAUGCUGGCACUGGAACAACAGCUGUUGGUUUAGCCUUGGGAGUCAUAUUGUUAGGACUUCCAUGGAAAGUAACUGCAGUCAUGCUUGCUGAUCCCAUUGAAAGGUAUAAGGAAAGGGAAAAAUGCCUAACAUCCAAUUUCAAGAGGUUUGGUCCUGUGAAAUUUUCCGAGAUAUCAGUAGGUGGAAUUGGUGAUGGUACUCUGCAAUGGGUCGAACGUUCUCAUCCAAGAAAAUUUGGAAAGGUUUUGAAAGGGGAAAUUGAGGUAUGACAAAUUGCACAGCAAACUGGCAUACUUGUGGAUCCUGUCUCCUUGGCUGCUUGGGAGCAGGCUAUUCUUCAUCCACUUGAAGAACUUGAGAAGGAUGCCAAAGUGGUGAUGCUCCAUACUGGUGGCACCCUUGGCAUGUUUGGAUUGGCUCAAAGAUACAAACCUUACUUCACUACUUGAAACAACUUACUGUGCAUUCCUUACCUUAAGCAAUUAAAGAUCCAUUUUGCAAAUGCGUAAAAGCAUUAUAUGACAGUACUUGCAGGUAUAUCUUGGUAAGAUGUGGCAAAUUCUUGACACAAGCAUGUCAUGUAUUGUAAGCAAUUUUUAGGGAUGCAAUGUAUAAAGCAAAAUAAAAUACUGGCAGACCACAAGGAAAGAGGAAGUAGGCCACAUUUAGCUUGUGUACCUUUUUAUUCUGUUUAGUACAGCAUAAGUUAAGAAGCUUCAAUCAAGAUGCA